Messenger RNA from Saccharomyces mikatae IFO 1815, 390 nucleotides. It is a transcript of the gene PGA2, whose product is annotated as Pga2p. The transcript has a single exon. Gene Ontology annotation, biological process: protein transport. The record is from RefSeq and is a predicted model, not a curated record. Bases 1 to 390 code for a protein of 129 amino acids. Lineage: Eukaryota; Fungi; Ascomycota; Saccharomycetes; Saccharomycetales; Saccharomycetaceae.
AUGUCUGAAGUAGCAGAAACUUGGAUUGAGACCUUGGUGGCAAAAAUAAUCAACUAUGACUACAAACAUUUCAUAAGAUUGGUGAUAAUUGUGGGUGGUUAUUUACUUGUUAGAAAUAUCGCAUCGAGAGAAUUGGCGAAGAAACAAUUGGCCGCUCAAGUAGAAAAGGACAAACAAGACAAGGAGGAAAAGAGGUCUAAGGAUCUAAUUGAUAGACCGGAUGAGAGUGCAGUUGCGAAAACAACUUCGUUUGGUUGGGGCAAAAAAACUAGGAAAAGGGUCAAAAAGCAACAGGAGUUAUUUGAAAACGCUCUGGAAGAGGCCAAGAAAAGACAACAGGGAAUGGAGCCAGACAGCGAUGCUGAUAUCGAAGAGCUGUUGGAAGAAUAG